This is a messenger RNA of Vespa velutina, 6607 nucleotides long. RefSeq lists its product as uncharacterized. The record is from RefSeq and is a predicted model, not a curated record. Lineage: Eukaryota; Metazoa; Arthropoda; Insecta; Hymenoptera; Vespidae. The transcript is spliced from 28 exons. Bases 154 to 5469 code for a protein of 1771 amino acids.
UUGGUCAUCCUCAUCUUCAUCCUCAUCUUCAUCCGUUGUCGUUGUCGUUGUCGUUUUCGUUGUCGUUGUCGUUGUCGUCGUUGUGAUCGUAACGGUGGCAAACUCGCUGUCCGAAAAUUCAAAAAUAGCUAAGGCGUGUUAGUCAGUGCGACGAUGUCGACGGGGAACGACGACGGUUCGGCGGUAAGAUUCGGUCGGUGGUGUUGGUGCUGGCGAAGAAGAAGGCGGAGUAGUAAUAGCAUAACUACGGCUGGCUCCUUCUUCUCCUCUUCGUUAAUAUCCUUAAAAACGAUGUUAAUCAUUUUGACGGUUUUCCUCGCGUUAACGGGAACGAUCGGUCGCGUCGACGCCGUCGCAAGGACGAAACAACAUGACGAUACUUCAGGAUCUCGGGGUGGUAGUAAGACCGGUGGUGCUAACAAGGACGGGGAAUCUGUGAUCGAAGAAGUUACUGCCAAACAACUCGAGAGAAUCCUUAAUGAUAAGGAUUUCGUUGCUGUGUUUUGGUAUGCGAGAAGUUGUACGACCUGCGACAAAGUAUUAGCUGAAUUGGAAAAAAUAGACGAUGACACGGAUCACUUUGGAGUCGAUUUUGUUAAAAUCAACGAUAAAAGAGUUGCGAAACAGUAUGGAAUUAAAAAUUUCCCUGCCCUCACGUAUUUCCGUGAAAAAGAACCUAUCAUAUACGAUGGAGACUUGAUGGACGAAGAAAACGUUUUAGAUUUUCUUACAAGUUUAGAGGCAAUGGAUUUACCAGAUCGGAUAGAAGAAGUAAAUGCUAAAAUUCUGGAUAAAAUUGUCGAGGAUACGGAUUUCGUGGCGGUUCUUUUCUGUCCUGAUACGCAGCGGUGUGCUGGCGCCGGUUCUAACAAGCCAGACUGCAAGAAAUGCUUGAAGGCACUUCAAGAAUUGGAAAAUAUCGAUGACGAGGCUGAUCAAUUGGGUAUUGGUUUUGUCAAAAUUGCUGAUGAACAGCUUGCUGAAGAAUAUAAUCUUGGACCCUUACCGGCUCUAGUUUAUUAUAGACAUCAAAUUCCAAUCAUCUACGAACACGAAUUAAGCAAAGAGGAAGACGUAUUGGAAUGGUUAGUAGCAAAUAAAAGUACAGGCGAUGAGGAAGACGUCAUCGAAGAUGUUACAUCAAAAACGUUGAACACAUUGAUUGGAAACAUCGAUAACCUGGUCGUUUUAUUUUACGAUCAUGGUGACGAGGAUUCGAUGCAAGUAUUGAACGAGCUUGAAAAAAUAGAUGACGAUUUGGACAAACAUGGGAUACAAUUUGUCAAGAUCGACGAUGAAAAAGCAGCGAAGGAGUUCGGUUUAGAUUAUGUACCAGCGAUUGUAUAUUUUGAAAAGCAAAUACCAAAUGUUUAUGACGGCGACGUCGAAAACGAGGAUGAGAUAUUGGAAUGGUUGUUAUCGCAAUUGGAAAAGGAUGAGAUAGAAGAUGUUACCGACGAGAUGUUAGAUCGUUUGAUAAAAGAUGGAAAAACAUUGGCCGUUCUAUUUUAUGACAACAACGAUCGAAAGUCACAAAGGAUUUUAAACGAAUUGGAAAACAUUGAUGACGAGUGCGAUCAAUUGGGUGUUACAUUUGUUAAGAUUGAUAAUGUCGAAGAAGCAAAGGAGUAUGGUAUCGAGAAAAUACCAACUAUGCUUUAUUUCGAAAAAGGAAUACCAACGUUGUACGAGGGUAACUUGGAGGACGAGGAGAAGGUAUUGAAGUGGUUGGAACAACAACAGAAGAGCGAACAAAUAGAGGAUAUCACCAACGAGGUGUUAGACAUGAUUAUUGAAAAAAUGCCGCACGUAGCCGUACUUUUUUACGACAAAGAUCAAAAGAAAAGUCAAAAGGUCCUUGGCGAGUUGGAAAAUAUUGACGACGAUUGCGAUCAACAUAAUAUAGCCUUUGUCAAGAUUCAUGAUUUAGAUGAAGCUAAGGAAUAUGGGAUUGAAAAUCUUCCAACAUUGGUUUUCUUUGAAAAAAGAAUACCUCACGUUUACGAAGGCGAUCUAAUGAACGAAGAUCAAUUAUUGGGAUGGUUAUUACAUCAGAAAAAACAUACCGAGAUACCUGAAGUUACGGAUGAGAUGAUGGAAAAGCUUAUUGAAACUUCGCCGUAUCUUGCUGUCCUUUUUUAUGACAAAGAUGACAAGCAGGAUAUACGUAUUCUAAACGAAUUAGAAAAUAUCGACGAUGAACUCGAAAAGGAAGGCAUCGUUAUCAUUAGAAUGGAUAAUGAUGCUGAGGCAAAGGAGUAUGGUAUCGAUCAUCUUCCUACUUUAGUUUAUUUCGAAGAUAAGAUUCCAGCUAUUUACGAAGGUGAUCUUCUCAACGAAGAUGAAGUUUUGGAAUGGUUGAUCGAACAGAAAAACACUGCCACGAUCGAAGAGGUCACGGAUGAAAUUCUAACCGAUCUCAUAAACGAACACGAAUAUGUUGUGGUGUAUUUUAGUGGAAGCUGCGACGAAGGUGAAAGCUGCGAUAACGUUCUCUUAGAAUUAGAAAAUAUCGAUGACGAAUUAGACGAAGCUGGUAUAAUUUUCGUGACGACGGAAGAUAUGCCACUUGCCAAAAAAUAUGGUAUUAAAAACUUCCCAACUUUGGCUUUCUUCAGAAACAAAGAACCUUUGAUAUAUCCUGGUGAUCUUGAUGACGAGGACGAAGUUCUCUCUUGGAUCACUGACGAAAAUACACUGGAGAUACCAGGGAAAAUCGAGGAAGUUAAUACCAAACUGUUGGAAAAUAUUUUGGAUGAGAACGAUUAUGUUGUUGUUUUCUUUUAUAAGGAAGGUGACAAAAAGAGUCAGAAAAUGCUUCAAGAGUUAGAAAACAUUGACGACGAGUGCGAAGAGAAGAAUAUCGAUUUUGUUAAAAUAUCUGACGAGGGCAUUGAAAAGGAAUACGAUUUACCUGGGCUACCAGCUCUUGCAUUUUACAGGCACAAAUUUCGUCAGUUUUAUACAGGAGAUAUGAUGCACGAGGAAGCUAUUUUAGAUUGGUUAUUAGAUCUACGAAGUUCAACGCCCGAUGUUAUCGAGAGCGCUGAUAGGAAAACAUUACAAAUGCUUAUUAACGAUGUAGAACAUCUCGCUGUAUUUUUCUACGAUGAUGAUUGCGAUACCUGUGCAGAAAUAUUGGAGGAAUUAGAAACGAUUGACGAUGAUACAGAUAAGCACGGGAUACAGUUCGUUAAAUCGAACGAUGCUAAAUUGGCAGCCGAAAUCGGUGUCUUCUCCUUUCCAGCAUUGAUUUACUACGAGACCGGUGUUCCAAUCAUGUACGACGGUAAUCUUCUCGACGAAGCUGAAGUUCUCGAUUGGAUGGUGAAACAGAAAACCGACGAGAGCAUCGAGGAGAUUGAUCGAGAGACUCUAAUGAAGUAUAUUGAUACGAAGGAAUUUCUCGCAGUUAUUUUUUACAAAGAAGAAGAUCCAGAAACUCCACGAGUACUCAGGCACGUCGAGUUGAUCGACGACGAAGCUGCUGAGUAUGGAAUCAAAAUAGUUCGUAUGAAGGAUCGUUUAAUGGCGAAAAAAUAUGGUUAUCGUAACCCACCUGGUAUAACAUAUUUCCGAAAAGGUAAAAGUACGAAUUACGAUGGUGAUAUAGACGACGAGGAAGAGAUUCUUGAUUGGUUAACCGAUCCUGAUAACAUGGAAUUAACGGAUCACAUUGAAAGAAUUAAUAAGAAGAUGUUUCAUAAAAUACGUCAAUCUACUGACUACUUGGCUGUAUUUUUUUACAGCACCGACUGUAAACAAUGUAGUAGAGUUCUGGCAGAGAUCGAGCACAUCGACGAUGAAGCUGAUAAUGCCGGAAUCAAAUUUGUAAAGAUCGACGACAAGGAACUUGCCAAACAUUACGGAGUAUUUGCAUUACCAGGAAUCCUCUUUUUUAAGCUGACAUCGAAAGAACCGGUGAUAUUCGCUGGAGAUCUCUACGACGAAGAACAAAUCUUGCAAUGGUUAAUGACGCAAAAGGAUCCAUCGGGAGAAGCAAUCGAAGUUUUGGAUGGUGAAGAACUUCUGAAUCUAAUUCGAGAAUCGGAAUCCUUGGCCGUAUAUUUCUGGAACAGAACGCUUUGCGACAUGUGUCAAGCAAAAAUGCAUCGCAAGCAGACACGGCACAAGGAGCACAGGAUCAACGAACACGAGACAACCGAGGAUGCUGACGACAUUGACAAUUGUGAACAAUGUACCGGGAUCUUAGAAGAAUUAGAAAAUAUUGACGACGAUUGCGACAGACAUGGUAUCACUUUUAUAAAGACACAGGAUCAUAAAGUGGCAGAGGAUUAUGGCGUUACUGAUUUUCCAGUUCUCGUUUAUUUUGAAAAUCAAAUACCCAAUGUAUUCGAAGGUGACUUGGCCGUAGAAGAGGAAGUAUUACAAUGGCUAAUCACACAGAAAACUGAAGAUCGCAUCGAAUUGAUAACUCGUAUUAUGUUGGAAGGCUUUGUCGAAGAAACACAAUAUCUUGCCGUUUAUUUCUACAAACAAAAUUGUCAUAUAUGCGACGAAAUAUUAGAAGGUUUAGAAAGAAUCGACGACGAAUGUGACGUCUUUGGUAUACACUUGGUUAAGAUUCAAGAUCCACAACUAGCGAAAAGAUAUUCCAUUAAAACUUUUCCUGCUCUAGUUUACUUUCGUAAUGGCAAUCCUCUUUUGUUCGAAGGUGAUCUACAAAAUGAGGAAUCAGUUUUAGAAUGGUUGAUCGACGAUGAAAAUCGUGAAUUGGCUGAUGAGAUUGAAUCCGUCAACGAAAGGAUGUUAGAGAGAUUAUUGGAUGAGUCGCCAUUUUUGGCGGUCUUCUUCUACGACGAGGAUUGUGCUGAAUGCAAUGAAAUUAUGGAAGCAUUGGAGAAGAUCGACGGCGAGGCCGAUCUUUUUGGCAUCGAUUUUGUUAAGAUAUCGAGUACCGAAACUGCUGAGAAAUAUAAUAUCAUGAAUGUACCAUCCUUGGUAUAUUUUCGUAAGAGAACACCUCUUAUUUACGACGGCGAUCUCACCCAAGAGGAUAAAAUUUUACAAUGGCUUACUUCCCAAGAUGUUUUUGAGAUAAAGAAUGAAAUCGAGGAAGUUAACAAGAAGAUGCUCGACAAAUUGUUAGAUGAAAAUGAAUUCCUCGCAGUCUUCUUUUAUGAAUACAACAAUACGGAGAGCGAGAAAGUCCAUGAAAAAUUAGAAACGAUCGAUGGUGAAACGGAUAAUUUAGAUAUAACAUUUGUAAAGAUGGCUGAUCCAAGAUACGCUAGAAAAUGGGGUGUCACUAAGCUUCCAGCUAUCGUUUACUUUCGUAAACGUUUUCCCAGCAUUUACCGAGGUGAUCUUCACAAAGAAAAUGAAGUUCUCGAGUGGCUUCGCAAAAACAGAUACCGUCAACCAGAAUUAAAUAUCUACAUGUAUAUACUAAUAGCAACUACGGUGGUCUUCGCGAUGUACACUGGUUUCCUGCUUUCAUAUUUCUGAUCGGAAUCAUCGAUGCUAUCCAAUGGCUCAUCCAAAACAACCUUGAAAAAUGUAUUCUGUCGAUAUCUGAAAAUAAUUAAAAAUGAAAAUAGUAUGAUUUAAGCCGAUAAGUAAAAAUAAAAAAAAAAUUAAUAAUAAUAAUAAUAAUAAUAAUAAUAAUAAUAAUAAUAAUAAUAAUAAAAUAAAAAUAAAGAGAGAAAAAUAAUUAAGAAGAGACGAUUAAGAUAAACGUUUAGGGAGAAAAAUAGAAAGAAAAUGAAUGAAUGAAUGAAUGAACGAAUGAACGAAUGAACGAACGUAAGAAUAAUAAAAACAUAUAGUAAAGCUUAUAAUGAACGAUUUUAUGAUUGUAUGGAAUGAAAUAUUGAAUGACGAAUGUGCACAAAAGUUUACUUUCAAAAGUAAAAAAAAAAAAAACGUUCGACUUCUCUCGACUCGAUAAUAAUAAAUAAAAAAAAAAAAAAAAAAAAAAUAAUAAUAAUAAUAAUAAUAAUAAUAAUAAUAAUAUCAUAUUGGAAGAUGAGAUCGAUGCACUCUCUCCAUAUGCCGGUGAUUUUGAUUAUCAUCUCACCGUAUUAUUUGCCCUGCUAAAAAUUUCCAUCUAUUGCAUCACUAUGAUAUAGCACAUAGCACAUAAGAAAGGCAUUGUGAAUCAUCUUAGUAGAUUUGUUCGAUAGAGAUCGUUUCAUGUAUCGAACGUUUAAACGUUUAAAAUGCAAAGCAAAAAAAAAAAAAAUAAAAAAUAGAAAAAAAAUCAACAAAAACUCCUAAAAAAGAAAAACCAAAAAAAAAAAAAAAACCAAAAAGAAAAAAAAAAGAAAAGAAACAAAAAAAAGAGAGAUCUUUCCAUGGAAAUUAAAUAAUUAAUGCGGACCACUGGAACAUUCCUAAGAGAGAAAAGAAAAACGAAGAGAGGAAAAAAAAAGAAGGAAAAAAAAAAACAAGAUAACAGAUAGUACGAACCUUAUUAUCUUGGAUUCUUAUAAUAACGCUUGAAUUGAGACGGUGAUUAUGAGAGUGGUCUGUGAAUUAUUUGAUAUAUUAAACGGGCUAUAUUUCCUACGGGUGAUUCUUGAAAAUUACAGAAAAGAAUUAAUUUUUCUCCGGAAAAAAAAAAAAAAAAAAAAAAAAAAAAAUA